GAACCAGCCGGCAACAAUAUAACACCAACAUUCAAAUUCAGCAUUAACAAUAUUUACACAGAAAAAACAACUCAACAAAUAAAUUCCAACUUUUCUGCGUAAUAAUAAAAAAGAAAAUAAAGUGCGUAUGCACUUUAAUGGUAUUGCUGUGCAAACCCGUAUUCCCAAAAAGUAAAGAAGCUCAGUGGGAUAAUCAUGUCGUUGCCGGCUAAAAGCUGUGAAAGUCUAUAUUCGGCUAGCUCUCGCGAGUCUGCUAGCCAAAUUUAUCAGCGGAAAGCACCGCCACGCGGUAUGAAAGCAGGAAAUGGCAUUCGCCAGCCAUCAAUGGUGCCCAACAAUGGCUCCAGCGAUAUCCAUCAACGAGUGAUGUCGGCACGUAAUUUGCGUGUGAAGACCUUUCAGAAUCAGCUGGCUGAUGCCCAGGCCGAGAUCGCGAACUUAGCCCACGAGAAUCGCAUGCUGCGCACCAUGCACAAACGCCAAUCGACGGCACUCAAUAAAUAUGAGAAUACGGGUGCGGAACUGCCACAGCUUUUGCAUUCUCAUGCCGAGGAGCUGCGUGUAUGGCAGACCAAACAUCGCAAUGUGCAGGCCGCCAACAAGGAGCUGGAGCAGAAGCUCAAACAGAAAGAGACACAAAUCCUGACUCUAAGCGACCAGAACAGACACUUCAGUCAGCUCAUUCGAGACAAAAAUCUGGAUGAACGACAGAAGCUGCAAGAUAAGCUACGUUUGUUGGAGCAGCGUCUGCAGGAGAAAGAUAACGAAAUGAAGCUAAUGACACGCAAGGUGCAGCUGGAAUCGAAGAAUUUCAAACAGCAGCUCCUCAACGAGCAAAAGAAGUGCAAAGAAGUGAUGCUGAAGCUAGAGAAGGCCAAGUUGGAAAUUAGUGGUUAUCGCAAGCUGGAGGAGUUUACAGUUGACAAGACAAAUCCCUUGUCUGCGGGAAGACGCACCAAAUUGAAUGCCGUCGAGGAAACAGAUAAGAUAGACAAGCUAGAGAAGUCACUCGAAAUGCUGGACAAGGCUAUUGAGAAGAACAAUCAAAGUGAAUUCAAUGCACUGACCGACGUUGUGGAUACGGACUCAAAUUUUGACUUCGAGAAGGACGACGAUGGGGAGAAGAGUGCCACACAACCGGAGGGUCAGAAUACCAAAGACAACAAACCAAUACGCGCCAAAUUGACGCUGCCUCCAGCUAACAACCAACUUAAGCAGACACCCAGUACUCUAUCCAAUGGAUCCCGUCCUUCUCAACUCAAUUCUAGCAAGCCAAACUCACGCCUGCGUAGCGGCGGCGUCUUUGGAGGAAGUAUAUCCACAUUGGCCAGCAGUAAUGCACGCAGUAGCUUGGCAAGCAAGCGUCGAGAGGGCGACACGACUUCUAAGCGUACAGCAGCAUCAGCAGCAACAGACGCAGCUGCCGAUAAACUGGACACACUGGCAAAAACUUUGGAAUACGACUAUGAAGAGGAUUCAGAGCAUGAUGAAGAUGAGGACAGUGAUGGCAAGAAGUAUGGAAAAAUGGACGAAGAAGAUGAUGCUGCAAGCGAAGAGGAGGAGAAUCAAAAUAACAGCCGUGUGGAAUAUGCCUCAUACUUGGACACUAAGUGUGAGUUGAGUGACAUGAUGGAAAUGGACGAAGAAUAUGAAUACGACGAAGACGAUUUACAAUCGCCCCCAAGCAAAGCUGUGCAAAAGCUGAAUUUGCGCGCGCCUAUCAUGAAGGAAAACAUAGCUGGCAUAAGGAAACUCAUCUCUGAUGACCAGAAAGAACGCGAGAACUUCUUGGAUACCCACUGUCGUCCCAUUUCGGGCACCAAUGUGCGCGAGGAUCCUGCCAAAAAGAAGCGCCCAACAACAACGGCUGCAACAGGAGGUGCUGCAACAGGAGGUGCUGCUGCUGCUGGUGGUCAACUGGUUGCCAGUCGUAAGCAUGCUCUGCUCGCCGCACUAAAGGUCAUUGACGACAACAAGGAUGAGGAUUAGAUAGGUGUUUUCUUUUCAGACUAUAAGCGUUAAGUUAUAUUUUUUAUUUGAUUCAAAGUAAAGAGCUCUAUAAGCGGCCAGCUGAAGCAGGUGCAGCACAAGCUGCACAAAAUGCCUGAUCGCUAUGGAUGCCGUGCCCAUGGUCCAGCAUUUAAUGCAGUUACGUACUGCACCUGCUCCAGCACCGUUGAGCAUGUAAAAGUGA
This is a messenger RNA of Drosophila hydei, 2194 nucleotides long. Its product is annotated as myosin heavy chain, embryonic smooth muscle isoform. Gene Ontology annotation, cellular component: axoneme. The record is from RefSeq and is a predicted model, not a curated record. The coding region runs from base 196 to 1989 and encodes 597 amino acids. Gene Ontology annotation, biological process: intraciliary transport. Lineage: Eukaryota; Metazoa; Arthropoda; Insecta; Diptera; Drosophilidae. The transcript is spliced from 5 exons.